AUGAGUGGUUACGUCGGGCUCUUUGAAUAUUGGAUAUUGAAUGGACUUGUAAUUGUUGCCAAUUUGCGCUCGUUUGUGUUGUCCGAGUUUGUCAAUUUUAAACUUUUCGGUCGUACGCCUAGUCAUACAAUGACUGGUCAACGUCGCUCCAUCAAGAAAAAUUCCACUAGAAACUCAGAUCCUAUUCCGGAAGAGAGAACGUUCGUCAAUCCAUCAGCUUUGAGUCCUCAUUUAUUCUGUCCAAUAUGUCAAGAGGCUUUCUGUAACCCCCAACGUGCUCCUUGUGGUCAUAGUUUUUGCAAGAAUUGUAUUGAGCCCUGGAUUCAAAAUAAUCCUACCUGUCCGGUGGACCGUAAGUCGAUUCCAAAAGGAUCAAUGCAUCAUGAUUUUAUUGUGGAAAAUAUAAUAGGUGAUUAUAUGGUCGCAUGUCCUUGGCGUACACUCGGAUGUGAUUUUAUUGGCAAGUUAUCUCUUUUACCCGGUCAUAAGAAAACAUGUAUCAUGAAUCCAAGUUCUUUGCCUCCAGCCCUACGUGCUCAUACCUCAGCUUCCUUAAAUCAAGUUAGUAGCAAUCAAUCUCUAGAUCUGAAAUCAUGUAAAAAUAAUCAACAGUCGUCAGUAAAAGUUAGUUUUGUGUUUCAGUCACAACUUCCUUUGAAUACAAUUACAACGACAGAGGUAAAUAUUGAUGGCAAUCAAUGUUCCAAUAUUCAUAGCGUUGAGUCAAGAAAUGGCUCAAGUUCCUACGACGAUGCUCAGGAAGAAAGUCUUAUACUUGUCAGUGAUGAUGAAGCUAAUUUACCGCCUGCUCCACCACCCAGUCUUUUGUUCCGACUAUACCAUAAUUCUGAUGCUAAUAGUCGUGAUUUAUUAUGUGAUUUUAUACAAAAUAGUUCAAAUACUACAACUCAGUCAUCUAGUAUUAACAAUAAAAACAAGAAUAACCCUAAUAAACGAGGACGUAAAAAAUAAGCUUAAAUUAAAUACUGUUCCGGUUGAUUUCUCAAAGCAUUUCAAAUUAGUGUUCAAACUUUUGCCUAAUAUGUACAUUCGUAAACACAAAUAUCUGGAAUGUUUUCUUUUAAAUGUUGUUUAAAAGACAUUAAUUGUUGUUUCGGAAUGUGUAUUUCAUACUCAUUCUUUCAUUAAAUUCAAACAUACCGGUGAA
Messenger RNA from Schistosoma margrebowiei, 1168 nucleotides. The record is from the annotation of a GenBank genome assembly. Lineage: Eukaryota; Metazoa; Platyhelminthes; Trematoda; Strigeidida; Schistosomatidae.